Molecule: messenger RNA, 1605 nt
Organism: Plasmopara halstedii
Lineage: Eukaryota; Oomycota; Peronosporomycetes; Peronosporales; Peronosporaceae
Exons: 7
Coding region: 1-1605 (534 amino acids)
Biological process (GO): cilium movement; outer dynein arm assembly
Cellular component (GO): cilium
Source: RefSeq, a predicted model, not a curated record
AUGAUGGAGAGAGAGGAAGAUGAGUUGACAAUUCAGAUUCCUUCACAGGAUGGUGCUAAAACGGAAAGAACUACAGAUGAAAUGGUAUCUCCAAGGCGAGGAUUGAACAAAAUAAAGGUAUCGGCUCCAUCGGUGCAACCGUAUCUUACAUCCCUUGGUAUCUCGGUUGGGGAUGAAACGCAUAUUGUGGAGAAAGAAGUGGAUGAGAUUGCUCAUUUGCGUCGGGAAUACGACGCAAUCAAGAAUGCAAAUUGGCGCAAGGAGAAGAAAAUUAAGAAACUUGAAGAAGAUGUGAAAAAUAUGACAAUGAUUCUUCAAGGGCGUAUGGCUGACAACUCACAGACCAAGUUUCUCAUGGCGAACAUCGAGAACAAGUCAGCGCUAUACGAAUCCAAGUUAGAAGAUGAGUUAAAAGACCGCGGUGUGUAUAACCACAUGAUUCAGCGCUUAACAGACGAAGUUUUGGGCGCAAAAAAGGUGAUGUUGGCGAAGGAAGAGACAUUGCAUGCUUUGCGGCAAGACCUCUCCGUUGCAGUGACAGGGUUGCUCGCAACACGUCACGAAAAAUCAGCGGCCGAGAGUUUCUAUAAGCGUCUUUAUACGAAUUGGUGGGAGAAAAAGCAGGCGAACAUUCGCGCGCUUGACGACCUCCAGCAAGCUGUCGAGCAGACUCGCUUGAAGUCCGAUAUUUUGGAGGCGCGAGAAGUUUCUAGGAAAAACAAUGUGCAGGCAGCCUUGGGUGAGCUCAAGCAGAAGGAAAAACGUCGUCUACGCCGUGAAUCGUCCGAGCAAAUGACACUAUUUUCCGAGGUACAGGACGAGCUUCUCGAUACCAAUCAGAGGCUGGUGAGCGUGGAGGCUGAGCUGAGACAGAUUGUUGAAGCUGCCGGCACGAGUGACGCAGAUCAAAUUGUUUCUAAAUAUUUGGGGCGGGAAGAAAAUUUGCGGUGUCUUGAAGAGGAGCAUGCGAUCACCAACGCGCGCAUGAUUAAAUUGCGAGAUCGUCACAAGCAGCUUAACGAGACCCUGAGUUGCUUUCGUAGCGCAGCAGCCAACUCGCGUACAAUUUACCAAGAAAUGGAUCAGGCAUCAGAUCGGCUGAAAGAGACUGAUAAGGAGGCUGCUUUAUUGGCUGACAAAUGUAAUCGUGCUGAUGUGCUAACAGAUGCAUUUCGUGCAUGCCUUCUGAAGUGCCUGCGGAAGCUUAGCACGGUUCACGGCUCAUUAGAAAGUGAUGACCAACACGAGAUAAGCCAAAUAAGUGAGACGCCCACGCAGGAUUUAUUGCACUCUAUGGAGCAAAAACUUAACCGUGUUGUGGAUAUUGUAAAUCGCGAAAAGGCUGAGCGUGAGCUGCACCGUUCCGAGACCACUCUAAAUUCUAACGGAAUGGGAUCAGGUUCUACACUUGCUGAUGGCGUAUUAAGCACCGAUGACACGGCGAAAGUACUCCAGAACUCUGUGCGCGCACCUGCGUCAUUUGAAACUGAAGAGCAUUUUAUUUUACGAAUGGCAUCAACUGUUGCAUCACCUGCCAAUGUUCGUAGCCCAAAGCAUCUCACGUUAGGUCUGCCGAUGAGGUCAACACAGGAGCAGCUGCCAUAG